This is a messenger RNA of Nothobranchius furzeri (turquoise killifish), 5604 nucleotides long. RefSeq names its product CDP-diacylglycerol synthase (phosphatidate cytidylyltransferase) 1 (gene cds1). The record is from RefSeq and is a predicted model, not a curated record. Gene Ontology annotation, cellular component: endoplasmic reticulum membrane. Lineage: Eukaryota; Metazoa; Chordata; Actinopteri; Cyprinodontiformes; Nothobranchiidae. Gene Ontology annotation, molecular function: phosphatidate cytidylyltransferase activity.
UUAUUGACCAGAACUUUGCGGCAGUAGGAGGAGCGCACGGACUGCGGCGAUAAACAAACACGGGCUGCCGGGUCAGAGCGUCCGGUGGAUUCCUGUUGUCGGAACCAGCUGAGUCUGACAUUCCUCCCGGACCGUGUUUGGGCCAGAACCAAGCACACAAAUCCAGACUCUGUUCGGGAAACCUGUCGGUUUGUGGCUCGCGCCGCCUCUCCUGCCUGCCCUCUGAGGCGGCUUAUGUGACACAUUAACGUCCCGUCGGAGAAACGAGCGGAUCAUGACGGAGCUGAGGAAGCGAGGCGGCGGCGGCGGAGACCCGGACAGCACCGACAAUAUCAGCGACAAGGAAGCUGAUGGCGAAGACCGGCUGGGCCUGUCGGGCGACGCUGAGGGAGAAUGUGAUGUUGACUCCAAAACAGACACUCCAGAUGUUCCUGUGUCCACAGCAGACACCGACAACACUCCGGAAUGUUUGACCAAAGCUCUGGAAGGGCUGCCACCCAGGUGGAAGAAUUACUGGAUACGAGGAGUUUUGUCCAUUCCCAUGAUUUCAAGCUUUUUCCUCAUCACCUACAUGGGACCCAUAGCUCUUAUCGUUGCGGUCAUGGGUGUCCAGAUCAAGUGUUUCCAUGAAAUCAUCACCAUCGGCUACAGAGUCUACCAUUCCUACGAGCUGCCCUGGUUCAGGACUCUGAGCUGGUACUUCCUGAUUUGUGUCAACUACUUCUUCUAUGGUGAGACUGUUGCAGAUUACUUCGGGGGUUUGGUGCAGAGGGAGGAGCCUCUGCAGUUCUUGGCUCGCUAUCACCGCUUCAUUUCCUUCGCUUUGUAUCUGGCAGGUUUCUGCAUGUUUGUGCUGAGUUUAGUGAAGAAACAUUACCGCCUGCAGUUUUACAUGUUUGCUUGGACCCAUGUGACCCUGUUGAUUGUGGUAACUCAGUCCCACCUUGUCAUUCAGAACCUGUUUGAAGGAAUGAUCUGGUUUAUCGUUCCCAUCUCCAUCGUGAUCUGCAACGACAUCAUGGCUUACCUGUUUGGAUUCUUCUUUGGGAGAACUCCGCUUAUAAAGCUCUCACCCAAGAAGACCUGGGAGGGCUUCAUCGGGGGCUUUUUCUCCACCGUGAUCAUCGGAUUCAUUAUGGCCCACCUCAUGUCCCGGUUCCAGUACUUUGUUUGUCCGGUGGAGUUUAACAGCGAGACCAACAGGUUUUCUGUGGAGUGUGAGCCUUCGGACCUGUUUGUGAUGCAGGAAUACACCCUUCCUGCCGUGCUGCAAAACGCACUCAAAUGGGAGACGGUGAACCUUUACCCCUUCGCCAUCCACAGCGUAUUCCUGUCGUCCUUUGCUUCCCUCAUCGGGCCGUUUGGCGGGUUCUUCGCCAGUGGCUUCAAGCGAGCCUUCAAAAUCAAAGACUUCGCCAGCACCAUCCCGGGUCACGGAGGCAUCAUGGAUCGCUUCGACUGUCAGUACCUGAUGGCCACAUUCACUCACGUCUACAUCGGCAGCUUUGUCAGAGGGCCGAACCCCAGCAAGGUGUUUCAGCAGCUGCUGAUGCUUCAGCCGGAGCAGCAGCUCGGCAUCUUCCACACGCUGCACUCCCAUCUGAGAGAGAGGGGCAUGCUUCCCCCCGCGGCCACCCAGACGGAAUGAGGAGCACGGUGUGUGAGAUGCUUCUGAUCAUGUGGACAAGCACACACUCACACACACACAACACACACACACACACUAGCAUUAGGUUGUGUUCAGGUCUCUGUCGUCAUCAUCAUCAUCCUGUCCCUGAGUCAUCUCUGGAACAAACAUAAACAUAAACAAGGACAAAAGCUGCUGCAUCAUCAAGAGUCAGCCAGAGCUGAAGGAACUCCGAAGCACACGGCGGAGCGCACACAGAAGCUUCCACCAGCACAAACCGGGCCCGAGUCACACGGACCUGAACUCCAGCCUGCUGAGAUGAUGCCAGCAGGGUUCUGGAAGAGGACGCUACGAACGGGUCCUGCAUCCUGGUUCAAACCCAAACCUGCAGCAUGUAGUUCUGCUUUGGCUCGCCUCCUCAGAGGAACCGUAGCUUCUAGGUUCAUUAGGACACAAAUAUCGGCCAACUUGGUCGGCAUGCAGCGUAGAGCUUCAGCAGCACACGCCAAACGAAGUUCUGUACAUAAUAUACUGAAACCUUCAGCGGAACAGAUACUUGUGACUGUUUCCUGUGGAGGGAACGGUCCUAAGCUGUGAGAAAAGAUAUGCAAGAAGAAAUAAAUCUGCAGGUGUUUGUAGCUUCUAGUCUGAACGACGCGCGUUUCCACCUGGGAGAGUUGACACGUGGAAGCGUCGCCGGGCUGUGCUGGGCACACGUUUGCUGUCGGAAGCGUUAGAAGAUUGUAAGAAUGGGUUUUGUCUCGGAGAAGAUCAACGCUACUCUCAUGUGUGUUUGGUUGGUUCAGAGGCGAGUUCGUUACCUCUUCCUGUAAAGCUCCCAACGCCAAAAGCAGCUGUUUAAUUCGGCACCGUUUACAGUUUCUGAUGCAUCGUUUACUUGUUUUUAUUUAAAUGAGCUUUUUUCCUUUAGUUGCAAUAAAAAAGCCAUUUUGGUUGUAAAGAUGCACUGAAAUGAGUAAACUUAAGAAAACAGAAAUCACGCCAUUUUAGACUCUGAACACCAAACUGGAAGCAGCUUCUUGGCUCCACGUUUUUACUCCUCGGUUAAAUUUGACCUCUCCUACGUUUGGAGAUGCUCCAGCGUGUGCGAACACCAAGAAGUUAUCUUUCUUUUAAAUUACAUUUAAAUAAAAUUCUCAAUUUGUGAACUAGCAGCCACGUUUGAAAGGCCUCCAUUCAGACCAGAGCAAUCGAUCCCAUCAGCUCGUGAUUUCCUCCCAAAGUCGACUUCAAAUAAAUACGAUUGCAAACUAAAUUAGAAUGAAAACUAGACGUAUGAAGUUACUGAUGGAUUUAUUUCAGAUGUUAUUUAGAUAAAAACUGGUUCACAUGUCUGGUGCUUUAUGGCGUUUUUGUCCUCGUUCUAACAACCACCGGCUAACCAGCAGGCGGCGCCACUGACCUCUGAUUUCAUUAAAAAUAAGAUAUUUAUUUGAGCUUUACAGGAAAUCAUUCAGCUGAGAGUUUGGUUGAUGUUCUGAUGGCGUUGAGGUGGUGAUGGUGGGGGGGCGGGGGCGGGGGGGGAUUUCAAUCAAUGUAAGUUUGAAUGUAUUUGUUAAAUUAGGUCUUAAGCUAAGAGUGUGUGUGUGUGUGUGUGUGUGUGUGUGUGUGUGUGUGUAGAGGAAGUGCACUACUGUAAUAACACAAUGUGGUUAUCCAAGCUCCCUGGACUCUGGAUGGAAUCAUUUUGCUUUUAGACAAAGUCUCUGAUGGUGUUUACGGAACGUCAGGCUGAUGCUUCAGUUUCUCAGAUCGUAUCCAGGAGAGGAAAGUUUACCAAAGCGUCCCUCUGCAAAGCUCCGGAGCCCUAAAGGUCGGGGACUUCCUGUCCCCCAAAUCUGCUGCUGAUCUGUGUGUGCGUGUGUGUGCAUGUGUGUGUGUGUGUGUGAGUGAAGCCGUGAAGAUGAAAUAAGGUUUUGUGGACAGGAUGCACGCUCUCGUUAUAAAACAGGGAAGUGGAAAGCUGUGACAUCCGUCCUGAAAAAGGAAAACCUAAUUAGAAACGGUUUCCAGGCUUUAGGGAUGUAAUGAUUUAUGUCCAGCUUACAAAAUAUAUUCAGACUGUCUUCUUGCAUGGCUGCCCUGUAAUCCUAAUCCCUCUGAACAGACGCAAAACCCUCUGCAGGAGAACAACCAGUAAAAUGAAAAUGCUCGUUAGCUGGCUCAAGGAAAGUAACGAGAUGGUUUUAAGUAGUUCAUUAAUAACUGGUCGGGUGUAACGGUGUAAGAAACCCGACCGAAUCUCAGUCGCUGGCGUUUGAGCCGACGUCAGCACAGGACACGCACGACGUGUACGUUUCUUUUUCUUAAUCCGGUUUCUUCGUAGCUUCUUUUAUUGCUGAGGUGUCCUUGUGUCUGCUGAACGGCGCUUAUACAUAAAAAGCAUCAUUGUUAAUAUUAUUGUUAAUAAAAUGAAGGACCGCUGUGCUUUCCAGUAAGCCACAGACCUAAUUUAAGUAACAGAGGGGUUUAAACGCGCCUCUGGGAGCACAGGACACGUGCGUCCUGUCCACAAAGACACUUGUUUUACACAAGCUUUAUUUUGUCCCUCAGGGCUUCCCGUAGUGUGCUAGUCUGGAGUUCUGCAGUCACAAAUGUUUUGUUCUGUUCACAAGUCCUUUGAAAGGUGCGUCUGGAUCUGUGUGUGUGUGUGGGUGGGGGGUGGGGGGGGGGCACACACACAUACAUGGACACACACACACACACACACCUGAACUGAAGUUAAUUUUAGAUGAUUAAAUGUGGAGUUUGGAGUGUGCCACGGGGAUAAUCCCAUUCCCGUUUUAACAUAAGAAAUGUAGCCCAGCAGGCUAAGGAAGUGCCUUCCUCACAUUUAUUUAUUUUAUUUGUAUUCAACUGUAAUGUAAUAAAGUUUGUUUUAUUACAUUUUUUAUUCCAUCCAGGAAUUCUGUUUUAUCACUUGGAACGUUUACGGAAUUCUGAUGCAGGAAAACAUUUUUAUUUGGUGACUAAAUCGGAAUAACCCGGAAUCGGCAUGGGCCCUCAGAACCAGAACUGAUGUUGAAUAACCGAAAUUUGUGUCGGAACAGGGAAACAUUCCUGUCUUAUGUGGGCGGGGCUGGAAAAUCCUGGGAAUUCCUGAAAGUGCUUUAAUUUGAUUUGACAAAGGAGUUUUAAGAUCUAAGAGUUUAUCUGUAAAACUCAGAAACACUUAGUUUUAGGUUUUUUGUUGUACUGUUGGGCUGCACUGUGGAGCAGUGGUUAGCGCUGUUGCCGCGCAGAAAGAAGGUCCUGGGUUCGAAUCCCAGCCUGGGGUCUUUCUGCGAGGAGUUGGCAUGUUCUCCCUGUGGGGUCUCUCCGGGUUCUUCGGCUUCCUCCCACUGUCCAAAAACCCGAGCGGUUGGUUGGUCUCUCAUCCGCGACCCUGCUCGGACGGGCAGGUCUAGAACACCCAAAAGCACCCAAACCCACAGAUGUGUUUCAUCCAUUUGUUAAUCCAGAAAAUCCCGAGAUUAGAUCAUCUCUUUUACCAGGAUUAGGGCCAAGACGAGAAGCAGCAAAGAGCAAAACAAGCCAAUAAAUUUACAAGAAUGGAUGAAAUUCUGGAUCACAAACGAAGCGGCUGCCUCUGAGGUUCUGCGCUGCAGAAGGUCACUGAAACCCGGACGCCACUUCCUCCAAAGCUCACGAUUUCAUGUCCCUUGCAGUGGCACGCUCCAGGCUCCGCUGUCCAAAUCCAGAUCCGAGGUUUAAGUUGAACCCGGAGCUGCAGAGGAAGGCCGUCUGCAGUCUUUGUUUGUUUGUUUGUUUGUUUGUUUGUGUCUGCUCGGCUGUACGCAGAAAGGGUUUCAUUUAACCGUUUUAGAUCGAUCUGCUGCAGAAGAAGGAAGCUGUUGAAUCAAAGCAAUACUUAAAAGUCUCAGACUCUUGAUGUUAUGAUGAAGAUGUUCUAAAAUGUUUAUUGUGAAGAAAUGAAUAAAGUUUUUUCUUUUAAA